ACCGGUACACGUCACGUAUGACCUUUGCAAAUCUCAGUCAAGGAUUCACUGCCGCCGCCGCGUCGCCGGCUGCUCCGUUGCCCCAGCGGGGUUAGCGCGCGGCAGGGUUCUCGGCCAGGGCUGCCGUCACGGUGCCCAUGACCUACUAUGGCGUGGUCACCGGCAAGCGCAGCAUCGCGGAGACCUUCUCCAGGCUCAGGGAGCAGGGCAAGACUGCAUUCAUCCCGUUCAUCACCGCGGGUGAUCCUGAUUUAGCAACGACAUCGAAAGCGUUGAAGAUCCUUGAUUCCUGCGGUUCGGAUGUGAUUGAGGUUGGCGUACCAUACUCGGAUCCACUGGCUGAUGGACCGGUCAUUCAGGCAUCUGCAACACGGGCACUUAAGAAAGGAACUACAUUUGAUUCUGUCAUAGGGAUGCUGAAAGGGGUUAUACGUGAGCUGUCUUGCCCUAUAGUUCUCUUCACAUACUACAACCCAAUUCUGAAGCGUGGGGUGCGAAACUUCAUGGCUACUAUCAGACAAGCUGGUGUAAAUGGACUUGUAGUACCUGAUCUUCCUUUGGAGGAGACAGUGUUGCUGAGGAGCGAGGCCAUUAUCCACAACAUAGAGCUGGUGCUGCUUACAACACCAACCACGCCAACAGAGAGGAUGAUGGAAAUUGCAAAAGCUUCAGAAGGAUUUCUUUAUCUUGUGAGUGCUGUUGGAGUUACAGGUGCACGCUCAAAUGUAAACUUACGUGUGGAACAUCUUCUUAGGGAGAUCAAGAAGGUUACAGACAAACCUGUAGCUGUUGGCUUUGGUGUAUCAACUCCAGAGCAUGUGAAACAGAUCGCAGGCUGGGGAGCAGAUGGUGUGAUUAUUGGGAGCGCAAUUGUUAGACAGUUAUGUGAAGCUGCUACUCCUGAAGAAGGGCUGAAAAGGCUAGAGGAGUACACCAGGAAUAUAAAGGCCGCUAUGCCAUUGAGGUGAUCACGCCCAUCAUGAGCAAGCUGAUUAGAACACAACAGAAUACCAGUUUCAGUGGUAGUCUGGUCAAGGAUUAGGGCACCCAUUGUUCAGCUAGUGUUGUUUGGUGCUUCCGCCGUGCUGGAACUCUAUCCCUGCCUAGAAUUCUAAUUCGAAUAAAGGUGGUAGUUCGUUAAUUGUCUGAAGUAUAAGAUUGUGAUAUUUUAUCAUGGUUUUGAGGGAAAGGAUUCUAAAAUUUCAUAUGCUGAUCCUUUUUCUCUGAAAGAUGGAAUAUUAGAAUGAGGCUGCCCUGACUCCUUAGAGGAUAGGAAUAAGAGAGGAUAAGGUCAUGCUGAUUUAUAUGGCUGGCUUGUGAUUUGAACCCGGCAGUUGAUGUCCAUGGAUGAGACAGCAUAAUGGGCUGCUCUGAAAAUGACAUUGCCUUCAGAGUAUGUCUCUUGCUCUCUUCUGGAAGAAUAUUAGGGGCAGAGAAUGAUCCCACUGGUCCCAGAUGUUGGGUUUUUGGAUAACGAAGAGUCAAUUCCGGUCUCUUCUUGUGUCGGUACCCUUUUAAUCUCUAUUAUUGUCAAUUCAGUCCCGGAUGCUGAGUUGCAAAUUCAGUCUCGAAGCUUGUCAUGGUGGCACGAAAGAGAUGAAGCAUAUCUGGAUGUGAAGAAGCAGUGUUGAUAUUGAACUGCCCAUGUACAGGUAGCUGCGUAUGACUUGUGCUCCUGCAUUUGUGCAGCAAUGUAAGUGCACAGCCAAAGUUGAGGGCAAGGGUCUAGGGCCCGUGAAAAGUCAAUUGCGUGCGCCAAGACGCAUCGGGGAAGCGACGCUGCGCAAUCUUCUCACGUUCAAGUGGAUCCCAAAACUCCGCCUAGAAA
This is a messenger RNA of Panicum hallii, 1828 nucleotides long. Its product is annotated as tryptophan synthase alpha chain-like. Gene Ontology annotation, cellular component: chloroplast; cytosol. Lineage: Eukaryota; Viridiplantae; Streptophyta; Magnoliopsida; Poales; Poaceae. The coding region runs from base 138 to 968 and encodes 276 amino acids. Gene Ontology annotation, molecular function: tryptophan synthase activity. The transcript is spliced from 9 exons. Gene Ontology annotation, biological process: L-tryptophan biosynthetic process. The record is from RefSeq and is a predicted model, not a curated record.